Messenger RNA from Aureobasidium uvarum, 516 nucleotides. The record is from the annotation of a GenBank genome assembly. NCBI's taxonomy places the organism in Eukaryota, Fungi, Ascomycota, Dothideomycetes, Dothideales, Saccotheciaceae.
AUGAAUAGCUCUUUGUUAAGCUCAGACGCCAACAGAGUCAAUGCAGCCGAACUCAACACCAAGAUAGAUGCCGCAAUCAAGAAGUCGGGCACCGACUGGGAUAACCUGCCCGAAGGCCAUGCGCUGCUCAAAAUGUCCGCCAGGCUAGGCGAGCUCAUCAAGGAAGCUGACUAUAGCGAGAUGUAUGGUGUUGAGCUGUCUGCGCCUACCGAAGAGUAUANNGGCAAAGCAGCACCAUUCAGCACAUUACUCAUCCUCCAAAAGUUCCUCCGCGCAAACCAAGGCCAGGUCAACAAGGCAUGCGAACAAUUGCAGGGGGCGCUGAAAUGGCGCAAAGAGUUCAAGCCGCUGGAGGUCAAAGACCAAGUGUUCGACAAGGCCAAAUUCGACGGCUUGGGCUACAUUAUGCAGUUGAAGAAUGUCCCCGACAGCCCCAAUGAAACCGACAUUGCAACCUUCAACAUCUACGGCGCAGUCAAAGAUACGAAAAAGACCUUUGGCGAUCUCGACGAGUAA